Molecule: messenger RNA, 688 nt
Organism: Humulus lupulus (European hop)
Lineage: Eukaryota; Viridiplantae; Streptophyta; Magnoliopsida; Rosales; Cannabaceae
Product: large ribosomal subunit protein eL36x-like
Exons: 4
Coding region: 155-487 (110 amino acids)
Biological process (GO): cytoplasmic translation
Cellular component (GO): ribosome; cytosolic large ribosomal subunit
Molecular function (GO): structural constituent of ribosome
Source: RefSeq, a predicted model, not a curated record
UGUUUAACUCGAAAACAACUGUGGAUCGUCGAUUUCGUAUGCCUUCGUAAUAAACAAAGACAAACCUAUUAUAAGGAAAACCCUACAUAGAAUCGACUCCAUAGCCGAGAGGGCUUAGAAUCUGCUGCUGCACCUCCAAAAGUUUGCUCAGGUAAUGGCUCCAAAACAGCCAAACACGGGUCUCUUUGUGGGAUUGAAUAGAGGUCAUGUUGUGACCAAGAAAGAAUUAGCUCCACGGCCUUCUGAUCGUAAAGGAAAAACCAGUAAGAGGGUUCAUUUUGUGCGGAACUUGAUUCGCGAGGUUGCUGGUUUUGCUCCUUAUGAGAAGAGAAUCACCGAGCUUCUCAAAGUCGGCAAGGACAAGCGUGCUCUGAAAGUGGCUAAAAGAAAGCUAGGAACCCACAAGAGAGCAAAGAAGAAGCGUGAGGAGAUGUCCAAUGUUCUCCGCAAGAUGAGAGCUGGAGGAGCUGGAGAGAAGAAGAAAUGAGACAUUUUUCUUGAAUUUGUUAGUAUUUUGCAGAUUGCUUAUUGCCUAGAAUCCAACUUUUAGAUAAGUCUGACUAUAUUUUAGUUUGUGCAAUGUUGUUUAUUUCAAAUAUUUUGAUUGUGUUUAUAACAGAGGAAGGGGAUUGACUAAUGGGAAGUCAUCAAAUUCCCAUAAUCAUAAUUUUGAUUUUCUGUCUCAGAA